GGGAGGGAGACACAGGCUGAGCUGAUCCCACGUGUGACGCUUGCAUUCCCGGCUCAGUAAAAUUCUCUUUAGCGUGCUUCGGUGUAGCGUUGUGCCGCCUGUCUUCGUUAGUUACUGGCUAUAGUUGGGUUAGCUAUGGAGGGAGACGGGAGCCAAGCCACAUCUGGAGGAAGUCCUAAUGAUUCGCAACACGACCCGGGUAAAAUGUUUAUCGGUGGUCUCAGCUGGCAAACUUCACCAGACAGCCUUAGAGACUAUUUUACUAAAUUCGGGGAAAUCAGAGAAUGUAUGGUGAUGAGAGAUCCAACGACAAAACGCUCCAGGGGCUUUGGAUUCGUUACUUACGUAGAUGCUGCCAGUGUAGAUAACGUCUUAGCUCAGCCACAUCACGAAUUAGACUCAAAAACGAUCGAUCCUAAAGUUGCCUUCCCUAGACGUGCUCAACCCAAGAUGGUCACAAGAACAAAGAAAGUAUUCAUAGGAGGAUUAUCAGCGAACACAGUAGUUGAAGAUGUGAAGCUGUAUUUUGAACAGUUUGGCAAGGUAGAGGACGCCAUGCUUAUGUUUGACAAAACGACUAACAGACACAGAGGUUUCGGCUUUGUAACUUUUGAGGUUGAGGACGUUGUGGAGAAAGUAUGCGAGAUUCACUUUCAUGAAAUCAAUAAUAAAAUGGUAGAAUGCAAGAAGGCCCAGCCCAAGGAGGUGAUGUUCCCUCCAGGUACGCGAGGCAGGGCCAGGGGCCUGCCCUACACCAUGGAUGCCUUCAUGCUGGGGAUGGGCAUGCUGAGUUACCCAAACAUUGUAGCAACGUACGGCCGUGGAUACACUGGUUUUGCCCCGAGUUACAGCUACCAAUUCCCUGGCUUCCCAGCGACGGCGUAUGGACCGGUGGCAGCAGCGGCAGUGGCGGCAGUGCGUGGCUCAGGUAGGGGGGCCCGUGGAAGAGGUGGCUACAUGGCAUACCAGCAGAACGCAGGGGCAGGGUUCCCAGAUUAUGGGUUCUAUUCCGGGGCCGGGCCCAGUGACCUGCGGGGCCCCCCCUGCUCCUUUGCCGACUAUGGCUCCCUGGGGCCCCAGGCUGCUCAGAUGCUGCAGCACAGUGAGCAUCAUGCCACCUCCGCCUGCAACUCCCCCCUCCAGCACCACCUGCAGCACAGCCCGGACCCCUUUAAGAGCCCAGGCACCAACCAGGCCCGGCCCGGAGCCUUCCCUGGCACCAACAGUCCCGGGCCCGUGGCUGACCUCUAUGGCACUACAAGCCAGGACUCCGGCGUGGGCAACUACAUUAGUGCUGCUAGCCCCCAGCCUGGCUCUGGCUUCGGCCACAGCAUUGCUCAGAGUAUUUCAGGAGGCCCGGGGAAGACCGGGCGGAGUUUUUAACUGGCUAUGUGAACAGGUGAUGCCAUCCAACGCCAAGCACUACAGCAUCAACCCACAGGAGGAGAGUGGAGGUGGCACCACGUGAAGAAGAACUGAAGAAAAUUUCAAAAUCAUCUCAGAAAAAGAAACUACAAUCUGCUGUACUAUAAUCCAAACCUGGUGUUCACAUCCAUAAUAUCCAACUGUAACCCAGUAACUUUGUGUAGGAUUUUAGUUGUUUUUACCUUUGAAUGUUCCUUAUUUUAAAUCGAUUUAGUUCAUUUUCUUUCUUUUCGACGUAGUCUUCAAAUUAAUAAGGAAGAUUCAUUAUAUUUUUUACUUAGGAUCAAAAAUACACAAAUAUUGGAUACUAUAUCUUAAAUGAGUAACUAUUUAUGUAAACCAUUUAUUUAAAAAAAUAGAUUGCUAUGUUGCUAUGGUUGUUUGUUUUCAUCCUUGGUAAUGGAAACCAUUUCAGGUGUCAGUUUGCACAUACAGAGCAUUCGGAAAGUAUUCAGUCCACUUCACUUUUUGUUACAUUACAGCCUUAUUCUAAAAUGUAUUACAUUGUUUUUUCCCCUCAUCAAUCUAAACACAUUACCCCAAAUGACAAAGCAAAAACAGGUUUUUAGAAAUUUUUGCAAAUGUAUUACAAAUAAAAAAACAUCUAUCACAUUUACAUAAGUAAUCAGAACCUUUACUCAGUACUUUGGUGAAACACCUUUGGUAGCGAUUACAACCUCGAGUCUUCUUGGGUACAAAAUGGGAGUUUCUCCCAUUCUUCUCUGCAGAUCCUCUCAAGCUCUGUCAGGUUGAAUGGGGAGUGUUGCUGAACAGCUAUUUUCAGGUCCGGGCUCUAGCUGGACAUUCAGAGACUUGUCCCGAAGCCACUACUGCGUUGUCUUGGCUCUGUGCUUAGGGUCGUUGUCUGGUUGGAAGGUGAACCUUCGCCCCAGUCUGAGGUCCUGAGUGUUCUGGAGCAGGUUUUCAUGAUCUCUCUGUACUUUGCUCCAUUAAUCUUUCCCUCGAUUCUGACUAGUCUGUCAGAGCGACCAUCAGGUUCCUCUUCACCUCCCUGACCAAGGCCCUUCUCCCCAGAUUGCUCAGUUUGGCCAGGCGGCCAGCUCUAGGAAGGGUCUUGUUGGUUCCAAACUUUUUCCAUUUAAGAAUGAUGGAGGCCACUGCCCUUGGGGACCUUCAAUUCUGCAGAAAUGUUUUGGUACCCUUUCCCAGAUCUGUGCCUCGACACAAUCCUGUCUCGGUGCUCUAUGGACAAUUCCUUCAACCUCAUGACUUGGUUUUUGCUCUGACAUGCACUGUCAACUGUGGUAUUUUGGCCCAUUCCUCCAUGCAGAUCUCCUCUAGAGCAGUGAUGUUUUUGGGGCUGUUGCUGGGCAACACGGACUUUCAACUCCCUCCAAAGAUUUUCUAUGGGAUUGAGAUCUGGAGACUGGCUAGGCCACUCCAGGACCUUGAAAUGCUUCUUACGAAGCCACUCCUUCGUUGCCCGGGCGGUGUGUUUGGGAUCAUUGUCAUGCUGAAAGACCCAGCCAUGUUUCAUCUUCAAUGCCCUUGCUGAUGGAAGGAGGUUUUCACUCAAAAUCUCACGAUACAUGGCCCCAUUCAUUAUUUCCUUUACACGGAUCAGUCGUCCUGGUCGCUUUGCAGAAAAACAGCCCCAAAGCAUGAUGUUUCCACCCCCAUGCUUCACAGUAGGUAUGGUGUUCUUUGGAUGCAACUCAGCAUUCUUUGUCCUCCAAACACGACGAUUUGAGUUUUUACCAAAAAGUUGUAUUUUGGUUUCAUCUGACCAUAUGAAAUUCUCCCAAUCUUCUUCUGGAUCAUCCAAAUGCUCUCUAGCAAACUUCAGACGGGCCUGGACAUGUACUGAUUUAAGUAGGGGGACACGUCUGGCACUGCAGGAUUUGAGUCCCUGGCGGCGUAGUGUGUUACUGAUGGUAAGCUUUGUUACUUUGGUCCCAGCUCUCUGCAGGUUUUUGCUCACCGUUCUUGUGAUCAUUUUGACCCCACGGGGUGAGAUCUUGCAUGGAGCCCCAGAUCGAGGGAGAUCAUCAGUGGUCUUGUAUGUCUUCCAUUUCCUAAUAAUUGCUCCCACAGUUGAUUUCUUCAAACCAAGCUGCUUACCUAUUGCAGAUUCAGUCUUCCCAGCCUGGUGCAGGUCUACAAUUUUGUUUCUGGUGUCCUUUGACAGCUCUUUGGUCUUGGUCAUAGUGGGUUUGGAGUGUGACUGUUUGAGGUUGUGGACAGGUGUCUUUUAUACUGAUAAGUUCAAACAGGUGCCAUUAAUACAGGUAACGAGUGGAGGACAGAGGAGCCUCUUAAAGAAGAAGUUACAGGUCUGUGAGAGCCAGAAGUCUUGCUUGUUUGUAGGUGACCAAAUACUUAUUUUCCACCAUAAUUUGCAAAUAAAUUCAUUAAAAAUCCUACAAUGUGAUUUUCUGGAGAGAAAAAAAUCUAAUUUUGUCUGUCAUAGUUGAAGUGUACCUAUGAUGAAAAUUACAGGCCUCUCUCAUCUUUUUAAGUGGGAGAACUUGCACAAUUGGUGGCUGACUAAAUACUUUUUUGCCCCACUGUAUAUAGGCAGGUGUGCCUUUCCAAAUCAUGUCCAAUCAAUUGAAUUCACCACAGGUGGACUCCAAUCAAGUUGUAGAAACAUCUCAAUGAUGAUCAAUGGAAACAAGAUGCACUUGAGUCUCAUAGCAAAGGGUCUGAAUACUAUUGUAAAUAAGGUAUUUUAUUUUUUAUACAUUUGCAAAAAUGUCUAAAAACCUGUUUUUGCUUGGUCAUUAUGGGGUAUUUAAUACAUUUUAGAAUAAGGCUGUUACGUAGCAGCAUUUGUAAAACGUCAAUGGGUCUGAAUACUUUCUGAAUGCACUGUACAAGAAAACUGACAUGAGGCUUGAAGAAAGGUGGUGUUAAUUAAAUUAAAAAAUAGAGUGUAACUAAUAAAACUUCUAGCUUUUUUUGUUUCUUUUAAUGUUGUUAAUUACCUAUUUUGGGCAAUAAGAGGACUACAAUAUUUUUACAGUCCUUUUUUACAAUUUUUUUUUGUUGUCAGGAAAAAAUAACCUUUCCUUUUAAUACUUAGUGAAUUCAGAUUUUAAGAAAAAAAUAUAUAGCUGUAAAUAUUAUUCAAGUCACUGCAUAUAAUCGUUUCAGAGAGAACCAUAUUUUUGUGAUGGUUCAUCAUAAAAGGCUGUACUGUGUAAGAGCGCAACUGUCAAAGACGAGGACAUUUAAUGCUCUUAAAUCGUAUCAUAAUCCAUUUGUAGCACAAAAUUCCAUGAUAACCCCAUUGAGGACUCGAUCCUACAAGAACACUGUUGGCUUGCUCUGUAAAUACUGUUGUCUUUCUUACUGUGCUAAUGUCAUACCAGCAUACUGUUGUGUCUUCUACAUGGUGAGCUCAAAAGUGCACAGCUUCUAAAAGAUGACACAAGGUUAACACUGGACAUUGCUACACAAUGUCUCUCAAAGAGGACACCGGCUCAACUUCUUCUAGACACUUGCAAGUGAAAGGCUACUUACUGUGUCUGUCACUGAGAUUUUUGAAGUCAAUACUAUAUAAAAAAAGGACUUAUUACAAAUCCAAAGCACACUUUUACUUUGUAUUAGUUUGAAAAUAGCAGAUGUAUAUCCAGAGACAAUUCAUACCAAUCUGCAUGUGUUGAUGUUACAUUUUGUUGUUAUGAUUAUCUUUUUGUUUUUCUUAUUAAUGCUAUUUAUCCAUUUUGAACAGAGCACCUACUUUCAGUUUGACAGGCAAUAUUUCAAGUCAGAUACAUUUUAAGUCAAUUUAUUGGAAUGUUUUCUUGAACUGAUUAGGAAGGCAAAUAUCUAUGAUUACCUCAGCCCUGUGAGUUUUGUCUUAGAAGAGAUUACAAAGUCAUUUAUUUGAGGCUUAAACAGAUUGAAAUUAUGAAUGGAUUAUGAGAACAAGUUGUUGCACCGUGACAAGGAAGGAAAGUGACCAUAUUCUAUUUGCACAUUUCAAGUGUUGGAUAUUUAAAAUGGUCUUGAUAAGAUGAUACAUGAAGGAUUGUUUUUUAAGAAUAACUUUUUAUCCCCAUUAGAGAUUAGACAUCUUGGCUGUUGCAAUUGGAAAACGUUUUUUCUGCCCAACGGGCAUUUAUUUUCCUAAAAAUACGAAAGAAUCCAUACAUAAUCCAUAGAUUGGAGCAUUUCGACCUAGCCAAGUCACCCUAGUCACCACAGUAAUGUCCUGUAGGGACUGGUUUGCUGAGAUGGAGAAAUGGUUCCUCUAUAAAAGUUUCAAAUUAUAUUUGAAGAAAGGAUUGGAUUAAUGUAUAUGCUGUGCAGAUUUUGUUUGUCUCAUUUCACUCAACAACCAGGUGAAGCAGAAUGCUGGAUUCUUUUAAAAUAAAAUGGGGACUUGUUUAAGUAAUAAUAAAUAAAUAAAAUAAUAAAAAAUAAAAAAACAUGUAUAUUACCAAUUCAAAAAAGAGAAAAGUAUGUUCCCUUGAAUGAUUUACAUUUUUAAUCAGAAGGAUUUGUAUCAAUAUUUUUGUGGUUGUUAAUGAUUAUAUUAAUAAUAAUUAUUAUACUAACAAUAUUAGAAUGUACUGUACAUCCAUCCGGUUCUUUCUCCAUCCCCUGUCACCUUAUACAGUAAUCUUAUGUUGAUCAUCAAUGUAUUUCAGUAAUAUGUGAAAAAAGUAAACUGCAAAUGACCUUGUAAGAGUGCCGUCUUUGAUGCCAGUGUAGUGGUUUAUACACUUAUUUGUUGAUCUCUCUUUCCUCCUCUCCGUCUCUCCCAAUGUCUCACUCUCUCUCUGUCUCCCUCUUCUAGUAUUAGUGGUAGGUGUUAUGUAGUUAAGAUGUAGAUGUAGCUAUUAGGAGAUGUAGGACCAGUAACGAUAGAGCUUUCUCUUCUUAAUUACCAUAUUUUUUUAAAGAAAAGCUGACAUUAGUUUCAACAUCAUUUGUCUAUUUAUUUUCAGUUGUACUGAUCUCACAUGGUUUCAACUAACCAAAGCAAUCAUUGAAGACAUUUAAAUCAAAAAUUGCUGUAAGACCGAAUCGUAAACAAGGCAUUGAUUGGAUCCCCACCCUUGAAUGUUUAAAAAAAAUGGGUGUGCCAUACUACCUUAAAAGCUAAUACUAGAUAUGCAAAACCGUUUUAUUUGUCAUUAUUUCACAAGAGGGACACAAGCUAUAAUUAUGAUUGAGCAUAAUGGAUUUUAUCACAUAACAGAUUAAUGAUAAUAAUGGUCAUAAUAACAAUAACUAUUAUAGAUAUAAUUAAUCUAAACUCAUUUUGAUGUUUGUACUCUUAACCUCUUAUAUCCCAGUGGCCCCUGGCACUACUAUUUUUGGAUACAGUUUAUUUUAUUUUCGGUGUCUACUUAAUUCAUUAUUAAUUCAUAUGAAUUCAUACUUUAGUUUGAGUUCAUUAUCAACGUUUGAGAAUGUAGUGAAUUAUUUUUGUACUCUUGAACCAUUGGAAGCAGAUUUUUACUUUAAUCAAAGCCUGGGUAUCAUUUACAUUGUAGAUUCAUUCAUACUCCUGCUCUCACGUGCUUAGUCUUCAUUUAAAGUAUUCUCAUUCAAAUGGCAGCCUGCUUGUUAGUAUAGACAUUUGCACUGUGCAAUAACUUAAUCUUUAAGACCCUCCUGCUAAAGGAAAACAAGACAGUGCAAAAGCUAUUGAUGAGUUGUUAUAUGAAGGGCUUAUUGAAAUGAUACCUAUAGGACAUAUUUAAUUUAAGCAAUUCAUAGAACCACAGAGAGUUGAGGUAGGAUAGGAUGUAUGCAUUGUUCUCAUGAAGACUGAGCCAAAAUUUCGAAACCUGUUGGUAAACGUGACAUUAUUGCAGCAGAAUGUACCCACCGAGAGCAAGUGUAAAGCUCUGUGAUACAUUGCAAGAAGCUAUCUCUGUUUUAAAUGUCCCUCUACCAAUAUCACUAUACCUGAUUUACCAUUUGAUUAGAGUAAAAGUUGGCUGGCUGUCCAUUCAAAAUAGUUGAUACCAUCUCUAUUAGUUAAUAAAAGAUUUCAAAUAGAUUUCACAGCUUGGACUUUAAGGUAGCAUGGCUCUGUAGUUGCUAUACUUUCCCUUCACAUGGACAGCAGUUUACAGCUGAUGAAUGUUGCACAUCUUGCUAGACUACUUAAUCAUUGGAUAAUUGUUGGUAAAAAAAAAACUAAACUAAAAAUAUAUAUAUAUAUAAAAAAGACCUGGAAGGUGUUGGAUGAUAUAUUGGGAGCGUACUACCGUAACCAUUUAAACUUGAAUCUUGAGGCAAGUGCUAGGCAAUGGCCAAACAAACAUCCCAUCACUGAAUUAACAGACACACAGCGCACACGUACCUACUGUAGUAACAGGCAUAUAAUGUUAGUUAAGGAUAUAUUAUUGUGUAUGUCUAUUUGUUGAGGCUGAACCCUAAUUUCAGAUGAAAUUAACUCCCCGCUGUCUGAAAUGUUUACGUAGGCAACACUGUUUGUAUUAUGUUUGUGUCACACUUAACAUUAUUAUGAUGUUUUCCCAUGAUGCAACAUGGUUGGACUGUAAAACGUGGGCUUUAGAAGCUGUGACUGAUACUUUAGGGUAAAGCAUAAAAUACAAUUAUUUCAAACGGGGAAUUGUCGGUUAGUGAGUAGCAUGGCAUGGGCCACUGCUAGAGCAGUGUGUGUGUGUGUGUGUGUGUGUGUGUGUGUGUGUGUGUGUGUGUGUGUGUGGGUGUGUGUGUGUGUGUGGGUGUGUGGGUACAGGGGGUGGGUACAGGGGGUGGGUACAGGGGGUUUAGGGAAGCGGUACAGUCAUUAAAAGUCCUGUGCAUCUCUGUGGACAUUUGUCUUACUGUACAUUUGACCUGACCUUAGCUGAGUCUUUUCUUCUCUCAUGCUCCCUCUUGGGUUCAACCUCUGAUUGCCUUGCCCUUUCCUAACACUUGCCCAUGUUUUAAUGUUAACAGACUUUUUACCGCGAGAGCUGACUGAUAGGACUGACGUCUGAAAGCAUCUUUCAGGUCUUCUUGUAUGGCUUGCUCAAGCCCUGUUGUAAAAUAUAAUAAAGUGGAUGGGGGUCUCUCACAUCUCAGAUGUGGAAAGUAUAAUUUUAUAUUUGUAUUUUCAAAUAAUUAUAAUAAUAAAACUUGUUUGUGAAAGGUUUCCAUGCUCUACUGUGGUGCAGAAAUCGAUGUGUUUGUCUGGAAAAAAUGUAAAUAAACUGUUUUGAACCAUU
Messenger RNA from Oncorhynchus nerka (sockeye salmon), 8588 nucleotides. RefSeq names its product RNA-binding protein Musashi homolog 2-like. The transcript is spliced from 14 exons. Gene Ontology annotation, biological process: central nervous system development; regulation of translation. NCBI's taxonomy places the organism in Eukaryota, Metazoa, Chordata, Actinopteri, Salmoniformes, Salmonidae. Gene Ontology annotation, cellular component: cytoplasm. Bases 136 to 1383 code for a protein of 415 amino acids. Gene Ontology annotation, molecular function: mRNA binding. The record is from RefSeq and is a predicted model, not a curated record.